Leptonychotes weddellii (Weddell seal) is the source of this 720-nucleotide messenger RNA. The record is from RefSeq and is a predicted model, not a curated record. Lineage: Eukaryota; Metazoa; Chordata; Mammalia; Carnivora; Phocidae.
UCAAGACCAAGUCGUGUUUCAUUCAUUCUGACCCUCUGGAGCUGUAAAAUGAUUCCUCUUCCAGGAAUGAGCAUCCAGGUUCUCAGUAGACACGUACGCCUCUGUCUAUUUGAUGGUAAUAAGGUUCUGAGCAACAUUCAUACAGUCAGAGCCACAUGGCAACCUAAAAAGCCCAAAACAUGGACCUUUUCUCCCCAGGUUACUGGCAUCUUGCCCUGCUUGCUUGAUGGUGAUUGUUUUAUCAGAUCCAAUUCUUCAUCUCCAGAUCUUGGAAUAUUAUUUGAACUUGGAAUUUCUUAUAUUCGCAAUUCAACCGGUGAAAGAGGAGAAUUAAGUUGUGGCUGGGUGUUUCUUAAACUUUUUGAUGCCAGUGGAAUUCCUAUUCCAGCAAAAACGUAUGAACUCUUCUUGAAUGGUGGCACCCCUUAUGAAAAAGGUGUUGAAGUGGACCCUUCAAUAUCCAGAAGAGCACAUGGGAGUGUUUUCCAUCAGUUGAUGACAAUGAGAAGGCAGCCUCAACUCCUAGUAAAACUGAGAUCUUUGAACAGAAGAUCAAGAGACUUGCUGAGUUCUCUGAGUCUUGACCAGUGUAUACAGUCGUGUAACUACCACCACAACCAAGAUGAAGAACAUUCCCAUCACUCUAAACAGCUGUCUGCUUUGUGGUCAGCUCCCCAGCCUCAGCCUCAGGCAGCCACUCAUCUGUCGUCUUUUCCCGCA